Messenger RNA from Puma concolor (puma), 291 nucleotides. NCBI's taxonomy places the organism in Eukaryota, Metazoa, Chordata, Mammalia, Carnivora, Felidae. The record is from RefSeq and is a predicted model, not a curated record.
AUGGGGGCACCUUCAGCCAUGCAGUCUGCCACGGCUGAGACCCAGACCAUCACCAACCAUGUGAAACCACUACUGGAAGAGCAGGAAAAGAACAAGUUUGCUACUUUUAAGGCUGUGGAGUUCAGGAGCCAGGUGGUCAUGGGGAGGAAAUAUUUCAUCAAGGUUCAAGUUGAUGAUGAUGAGUUUGUGCACAUUUGAGUAUUUGAAAGUCUCCCACAGGAAAACAAGCCCUUGGCCUGGUCCAACUACCAGACCCACAAAGCCAGACAUGACGCGCUGGCGUAUUUCUAG